Messenger RNA from Aspergillus candidus, 2361 nucleotides. RefSeq names its product GPI-anchored beta-1,3-endoglucanase EglC (gene bgt2). Gene Ontology annotation, biological process: cell wall organization; carbohydrate metabolic process. Gene Ontology annotation, cellular component: fungal-type cell wall; cell surface; extracellular region. The record is from RefSeq and is a predicted model, not a curated record. Gene Ontology annotation, molecular function: 1,3-beta-glucanosyltransferase activity; glucan endo-1,3-beta-D-glucosidase activity. Lineage: Eukaryota; Fungi; Ascomycota; Eurotiomycetes; Eurotiales; Aspergillaceae. The transcript is spliced from 2 exons. Bases 194 to 2146 code for a protein of 650 amino acids.
UCUUGCUCCUCAUCCUCUCCUCCUCUCAUCCUUUUUGUUUCUUUCCCAUCAAUCUUCUUUCUCUCCUUCAUACCCUCUUUAUACCUGAUUCACUCCCUCGUUGGAAUCGGGUUUCUAUCCAACCCUAUCAUCACUCCAUUCGUUGGAAUCACAUACUCUCUUUUGUACUUCAUACCAACUCCAAUCGUUCAAUAUGCACCUCAAAUCCGCCGUCGCCCUCGCCCUCACCUUGGUCUCCGCCGAAGCCGUCCACCAAGGCUUCAACUAUGGCGCCGCCAAGGUCGACGGCAGCAGCAAGGUCGAAUCCGACUUUGCCGCCGAAUUCAAGACCGCCAAGAACCUCGUCGGCACCUCCGGCUUCACCAGUGCCCGCCUCUACACCAUGAUCCAAGGCGGCACCGCCAACGAUCCCAUCUCCGCCAUCCCCGCCGCCAUCGCCGAGGAGACCUCCCUCCUGCUGGGUCUCUGGGCCUCCGGCGGCGGCAUGGAUAACGAGAUCGCCGCGCUCAAGAAGGCCAUCGACCAGUACGGCGACGCCUUCACCAAGCUCGUCGUCGGCAUCUCCGUCGGCAGCGAGGACCUCUACCGCAACUCCGUCGACGGCGUCAAGGCCCACGCUGGCAUCGGCAUCAACCCCGACGAACUCGUCUCCUACAUCGACCAGGUCCGCUCCACCAUCUCCGGCACCUCCCUCAGCGACGCUACCAUCGGUCACGUCGACACCUGGACCGCCUGGGUCAACGGCACCAACUCCGCCGUCAUCGAAGCCUGCGACUGGCUCGGCUUCGACGGCUACCCUUACUUCCAGAACACCAUGCCCAACAGCAUCGAGGACGCCAAGGCUCUCUUCGACGAGUCCGUCGCCAAGACCAAGGCCGCCGCCGGGGGCAAGGAGGUCUGGAUCACCGAGACUGGCUGGCCCGUCAGCGGCAAGACCGAGAACCUGGCUGUCGCCAACACGGAGAAUGCCAAGAUCUACUGGGACGAGGUUGGCUGCCCUCUGUUCGGUAAUGUCAACACCUGGUGGUAUAUCCUGGAGGAUGCCGGUUCCAGCCCUAGCUUCGGUGUCACCGGUGCCGAUCUGAGCACUACUCCUUUGUAUGAUCUCAGCUGCAAGGGCGGUUCAUCUUCGUCUUCUGCCAGCGCUUCUGGCUCUAGUGCCUCUGCGGUCGCUUCUGCCGGUGCUGCCGGUGCCUCUUCCGGUGCCUCGACUGGCUCUGGCUCUGGCUCUGGCUCUGGCUCCAGCUCCGGCUCUGGCUCUGCUGGAGUCGCGGCUGACUCCUCUGGUCAGUCUGCUGGUUCGUCCGAGGGCUCGUCGGGUGCCUCUUCUGGCCAGUUCGCUGGUUCGUCCGCUGGCUCUGCUGGCUCUGGCUCUUCUUCUGGCUCUGAGCAGGCUGCUGGCUCUGCCGACCAGUCCGCUGGCUCGUCCACUGGCUCCGGUUCUUCUUCUGGCUCUGCUGAACAGGCCGCUGGCUCUACUGGCGCUGACUCUACCGGCUCGUCCGCUGGCUCAUCCACUGGCUCUGGUUCCUCGUCUGGCUCUGCUGAACAGGCUGCUGGCUCUACUGGCGCCGGCUCCUCUUCCGGCUCCGCCGACCAAUCCACUGGCUCCUCUGCUGGCUCUACCGGUUCGGCCUCUGGCUCUGACCAGUCUACUGGCUCGUCCACCGGCGCGUCCGCUGGUUCGUCUGGCUCAUCCACUGGUUCGUCCGCUGGUGCCGUCGGUUCUUCCGGUGCCUCCUCUGGUUCAUCCACUGGCGCCGCCGGCUCCGGUUCCUCGGGCUCGGGCUCCUCAGCCGGAACCUCCCGAGUGUCCUCCUCAGCCGUCAUCCCCAGCACCCAGACUACCGCCCACCCCGGCCGCCCCAACGUCCCCGUCAGCUCCGGUGUCUCUCGCGCCCCCACGCUCGCGUCCGCGCGCGCCUCCUCCAUCGUCGUCUCGUCCACCAAGGCAGCCGUCUCCUCUCACCCCACCUCCGGCAGCGAGUCCUCUGAAGGCUCUGGCUCCGGCGUUGGCUCCGGCAAGUCCGAGGGCUCCGCCUCGUCGUCGGCUUCCGUGCCGCUCGCUACUAGCGGUGCUACCCAGCUGACUGGGUCGGUGUUUGGCAUUGUUGUGCUGAUGUUUGCUGUUGUUGUGGCGGUCUAAUUUUGCCUCCUUCCUUCCUUACCUUACUUGAUCCUAUCCAUACUACUCCUACUGUACUACUACUGUGGUGGAAAGAGAUUCGGGGCGUUUUGAGAUCCUUUUGAUUAUUACUAUUUUUCUUCUCACUUGUCUUUUAGAUUAGAAGUUAGGAUCCUAUUAUAUGGUAAAUUGUCGUUCGUUUAGAUUGGUUAUUAAUUCUGGUUUAAUAAUUUGUA